AUGGUUGCUCCGUUCUUUAGACAAGCAUGGGCAGUGUUCGCUGUGCUAUCAAAUAUGAUUGGACAAGGUAUGCUGCUCAGCUUCACUAGCAGUCUAUUGCCAGGACUAGCAGAGCCCGAAUCGGCGAUAAAAGCAGAUUUGCACACAGCUUCUUGGUUGGCAUCAUCAUGCGGAGUGGCUGGCAUUCCAGGAUUCCUGAUCUCAUCCUUUCUUAUGGACGUCUAUGGGCGAAAACUAACUCAUCAACUUGUUAUCUUACCAGGCCUCGUUGGAUGGCUCGCUAUUUGUUUUGCGCAGAAUAUUCCCACUAUCAUUAUUGGAAGAGUACUUGGAGGAAUAACAGCUGGAGCCACUGUGUCUUUAGGAGCAAUUGUCAUUGGAGAGUUCUCAAAUCCAAAAUACAGAGGAGUGUUUCUGAAUUUAAAAACUGCUGCUGUUUGCUUUGGUGGCAUGGUAGUACAUAUUUUCACUCGUUUUUUUACUUGGAGAACCAUUGCUGCCUUAGCUGUAGUACCUCAUGUCGUUGCCAUUUUAAUUACAUGCACAUGGCCAGAAUCUCCUGCUUGGUUGGCUUCAAAAGGAGAAUUUGAGAAAAGCGAGAAAGCAUUUUUCUGGCUGAGAGAAAACAAUCAAGUAUCUCACAAAGAAUUACAGGAACUCAUAAGAGCACAAAAAGAAAGGCUAUCGAUACCAAAAGUAGAGAAAUCUCUAAAUGGUAAGGUUAGAGAUUUUUUCGCUAAAUUUACACAAAAAGAUUUUUUGAAGCCAGUUAGUAUAAUUUUAGUCAGUACAGCAUUAUUGGAAACAAGUGGAAGACAUAUUUUCCCAGCGUACGCUUUGCAAAUAAUUGGUGAAGUAACGGGUAAUAAAACCCAGUCCUUCUACUACACGUUAGCCAUUGAUCUGAUCAUCACUACUAGUGCAGUGUGUUCGUCAAUUCUUGUUAAAAUGAUGAAACGAAGAACUUUACUGUUCUCUACUGGUUUCGCAGCUUUCGUCGCGAUUAUGGCCGUGUGUACUUAUCUCGCACUGGGAGCAAGUGACAUUAUUCCGAACGAUAAACCUUGGAUAGCAAUUGGGUUGUUUGUAGUAUAUUUUAUUUUAGUGAACUUAGGAUGCACUCCUAUACCUUUAGCUUUAUUAGGAGAAGUAUUCCCCUUAGCCCAUCGAGGGGCAGGAUCUUCUAUCGUAGGAAUAUUUAUAUCCCUAGGUGUUAUGAUAGGACUACAAGUAACCCCAUAUAUGCUUCUUUACCUCAAAGUCUACGGAACCUUCUUCAUUUAUGGAUCUGCUUUGGGAGUAUCGCUUCUUACACUAUUUUUCAUUCUACCAGAAACCAAGGAUAAGACUUUACAAGAGAUUGAAAACUAUUUUAACUAUGGUGUUUAUGAAAUUGAAGAGAAAGACGAUGAUGUCAAAGUUACGGAAAAGAUGAUUAAAUAA
Arctia plantaginis is the source of this 1443-nucleotide messenger RNA. The record is from the annotation of a GenBank genome assembly. Lineage: Eukaryota; Metazoa; Arthropoda; Insecta; Lepidoptera; Erebidae.